GGUUCUCCUUACGUCUAUCCUCAUCUGUGGUACUACUACUACCACAGAUACUGAUUUUUGACUUCUGACUUUUUGUAAAAAAAGAUUUGUAGAAUGGAGGCAUACGAUGUAAUUGUGAAUCAACCCGUUGUAAUUGAUAAUGGAACUGGUGUGAUUAAAGCAGGCUUCGCGGGCGGUCAAAUCCCAAAAUGCAGAUUCCCAAAUUAUGUUGGUCGACCAAAACACACCCGGGUGAUGGCAGGUGCCUUAGAAGGGGAUUUAUUUAUAGGACCAAAAGCAGAAGAACAUAGGGGUUUGUUAUCUAUUAAGUAUCCAAUGGAGCACGGCAUUGUUACAGAUUGGAAUGACAUGGAAAAAAUUUGGAAUUACAUUUAUAGUAAAGACCAGUUAUCUACGUUUUCUGAAGAACAUCCAGUACUAUUAACAGAAGCUCCUUUGAAUCCCAGACCAAACAGAGAAAAAGCAGCCGAAAUAAUGUUUGAAACCUUCAAUGUCCCUGCCUUAUUUAUCUCUAUGCAAGCUGUACUCAGCUUAUAUUCCACUGGUCGUACAACUGGUGUUGUUCUUGACUCCGGCGAUGGUGUUACUCAUUCUGUACCCAUUUACGAGGGCUUUGCAUUACCACACAGUAUUAUGAGAUCUGAUAUUGCAGGAAGGGAUGUUACUAGAUAUUUAAGGUUACUUCUUCGAAAAGAAGGCAUUAUUUUCCGAACCACAGCAGAAUUUGAAUCUGUGAGGAAUUUGAAAGAAAAGGCAUGCUACCUUUCAAACAAUCCAAUUAAAGAAGAAUCAGUAGAAUCUGAACAAAUAAAUUAUACUCUUCCAGAUGGUACGGCUAUAAAAGUUGGACCAGCAAGAUUUAGAGCUCCAGAGAUUCUUUUUAAACCGGAUAUAAUAGGAGAAGAAUUUGAAGGGCUACAUGAAGUUCUAAUGUUUUCUAUUCAGAAAUCAGAUUUAGAUCUUAGAAAAGUUCUGUUCAAGAAUAUUGUCCUAUCUGGCGGAUCAACAUUAUUCAAGGGCUUUGGAGACAGACUAUUGUCAGAAAUUAAAAGAAUGUCUCCAAAAGAAACUGCAAUAAAGAUAUCCGCACCACAAGAACGGUUAUAUUCAACUUGGAUAGGAGGAUCAAUUUUAGCAUCACUUGACACCUUUAAAAAAAUGUGGGUUUCGAAAAGAGAAUUUGAUGAAGAGGGUCAAAGAGCUAUACAUCGAAAGACAUUUUAACUAAUUUUUUGAAAUAUUCAAUUCGAUUUAGCAAACAAUUUGAGCUUAUAAAUGUAAUAAUGAAAUAUGAGAAAGCUCUGACAUCUU
Molecule: messenger RNA, 1311 nt
Organism: Leptinotarsa decemlineata (Colorado potato beetle)
Lineage: Eukaryota; Metazoa; Arthropoda; Insecta; Coleoptera; Chrysomelidae
Gene: Arp1
Product: Actin-related protein 1
Source: RefSeq, a predicted model, not a curated record